Penaeus vannamei (Pacific white shrimp) is the source of this 1192-nucleotide messenger RNA. Its product is annotated as heparan sulfate 2-O-sulfotransferase 1. Gene Ontology annotation, cellular component: membrane. The record is from RefSeq and is a predicted model, not a curated record. NCBI's taxonomy places the organism in Eukaryota, Metazoa, Arthropoda, Malacostraca, Decapoda, Penaeidae. Gene Ontology annotation, molecular function: sulfotransferase activity.
CCGACCCACGUUUUAACCCUCUCUCUAUCUCUCUCUGUGUGCUUCACUCGCUCCGGAAAAAUGUCCAUUUCUCGAAGAUUUUUACCAGCAAAUUUGUGCUUCGCGACUGGUCGUUGUGCCCGAAAGCUCUACGGUGUACUCCUGGUGAUAGGACUGAGCACACCCUUCUACUCUCUUUACUUAGAGGGAAUUACACACAAGCUGGUUGAAAGACGAAGUUCUCCUCUGACACAGACGGCAAGAAGCGUACCAGAAGUUACACCCACUGCGAGGAACGUGACACCUGAGCACACACGCCUGCUUAUCUACAACCGUGUGCCGAAGUGUGGAUCAACAACCACCUUCAAAAUACUCAACACACUGCGAAAAAUAAACAAAUUUCACCACAAAAACUCGGAGAUCUACCACACCGAAUGGCUUUCAGUGGAGGAACGGAAACGCUUGCUUCAGGGGCUUUACAAGUUCACCAGUAGAUAUCCAAGAAGCUUCGACCGCCACCUGUUUUACUUCAAUGCUACGAGGCUGGGGUUCCAACGACCGGCCUGGAUGAACAUUAUAAGGGAACCGGUUUCAAGGUUUAUCAGCGAAUUUUACUUCGUGAGAACCAGGGAACAGUGGAGCAUAGUCGAAUCCUUAAAGCAGAAGAAGCGACCUCCGGAGUCCUGGUUCAACAUGCAGUUAGACGAGUGUGCGGCGGCAGGACACCCGGAGUGCAAACCUUCUCCUGGGGACAACAUGACCCUCCAGCUCACUUUCUUCUGUGGUCACCAUCCCACUUGUCGGCAGGUCGGCAGUCGCUGGGCGCUGAAUCAAGCCAAGUACCACCUCGAGAACUACUACAGCGUCGUGGGCGUGCUGGAGGAGCUGUCCCUCUCCCUCAGGGUCCUCCAACACUACCUGCCCCGCUUCUUCAACAAUGUUGGGGCCCUUGAACUGGGUUCUGGCCACGUCGUACUGAACGAGCGACCUAAGGAAUACAAACCCACAGUCACCAACGCCACAAAGGGGAUGUUGAGGAGCGUCUUGAAGGAGGACCUCGAGCUGUACCAAUUCGCCCGGCAACGGCUGUACCUCCAAGCCCGAGCUAUAGGAAUUCUGGACGAAGUCGGGGGCUGACAACCUGUCGAGUGAGAUAUUGGGUUCAACGUUGUCGAGUUUGCGGUUUGGGGGAUUCGGUAUCCCUCCCCUCCCU